This is a messenger RNA of Anolis carolinensis (green anole), 5303 nucleotides long. It is a transcript of the gene adora2a, whose product is annotated as adenosine A2a receptor. Gene Ontology annotation, molecular function: G protein-coupled adenosine receptor activity. Gene Ontology annotation, cellular component: plasma membrane. Gene Ontology annotation, biological process: adenylate cyclase-activating G protein-coupled receptor signaling pathway; G protein-coupled adenosine receptor signaling pathway. The record is from RefSeq and is a predicted model, not a curated record. The transcript is spliced from 2 exons. The coding region runs from base 3063 to 4244 and encodes 393 amino acids. NCBI's taxonomy places the organism in Eukaryota, Metazoa, Chordata, Lepidosauria, Squamata, Anolidae.
GUAUUAAUUUUUUAGUGUUUUUUAUUAUUUUUUAUUGGGUUGCUAGGAGACCAAGUUGGAAGAACGUAGCCUUCUAACUGGCAGCAAUUGGAUAAAAGCAAUUAUUCCUCUCUAUCUCUAAUUAGGAGUUUAUUUUUCUUUUCUUUUUGUUGUAUCAACCUAGAGGCGUGGAUGAUGGGUUGUGUUGUCAAAUUUCGAGGUCGGGGGGCCUGUAGUUUUGUUGUUUUGUGGGUCGCCGUGAUGCCAUCACUCUUUUAUAUAUAUAGAUGUUACUUUUUCCAAGGGAAAAUUUACUUCCUUUGGCCUUUUCUGAGGUAAAACUUGCCUUUUAGCCUUUUCUGAGUGAAAAGUUGUACAGUAGAGUCUCACUUAUCCAAGCCUCACUUAUCCAAGGUUCUGGAUUAGCCAAGGCAUUUUUGUAGUCAAUGUUUUCAAUAUAUUGUGAUAUUUUGGUGCUAAAUUCGUAAAUACAGCAAUUACAACGUAACAUUACUGCGUAUUGAACUACAGUAGAGUCUCACUAAUCCAAGCCUCUGGAUGAUCCAAGCCAUUUUUGUAGUCAAUGUUUUCAAUAUAUCAUGCUAAAUUCGUAAAUACAGUAAUUACAACAUACAGUAAUUACAACAACAUAAUGUAUAUAUAUAUUAUUGGUUUUUAUUAUUGUUCUUUGAUGUUUCAUAUUUUAUUUUAUCAUUGUUUUGUAUCUGAUUUUGCUGUAAGUCGCCUUGAGUCCCCUUUGGGGGAGAUGGAGGCGGGAUAUAAAUAAAAUUAUUAUUAUUAUUAUUAUUAUUAUUAUUAUUAUUAUUAUUAUUAUUAUUAUUAUUAUUAUUGUUACAACAUAACAUUAAUGUGUAUUGAACUACUUUUCCUGUCAAAUUUGUUGUCUAACAUGAUGUUUUGGUGCUUCAUUUGUAAAAUCGUAACCUAAUUUGAUGUUUAAUAGGCUUUUCCUUAAUCUCUCCUUAUUAUCCAACAUAUUUGCUUAUCUAAGCUUCUGCCGGCCCGUUUAGCUUGGAUAAGUGAGACUCUACUGUAUUUUCUGAGGCAAAAUUGCCUCCUUUGGCUUUUUUGCUUCUUUGAGCCUUUUCCGGGGGAAAAGUUAUUUCUUCCAAGGUAAAACUUGCCUCUUGGAGCCUUUUCUAAGGUAAAUGUUACUUUUCUGAGGUUAAAAAAUGCCUCCUUUGGUCUGCUCUGAGGGAAAGUUACUUCUUCUGAGGUCAAAAUUACCUCCUUUGGUGUUUUCUGAGGUAAACAUUAAUAGGAAUGUAUUGUCGAAGGCUCUUGUGGCCAGAAUCAGUGAGUUGCUGUGAGUCUUUUGGGUUGUAUGGCCUUGUUCCAGAAGCAUUCUCUCCUGACAUUUCGCCCACAUCUGUGGCAGGCAUCCUCAGGGGUUGUGAGGAACAUGGCCAGACAGCCCGAAAGACUCACAGCAAGCCAUUAAUAUGAAUGAAUAAGCCAGCUAGAGAUGCUAGAGAUAAUAGAUACAAGAUUGUAUCUCCCUCAGAGACGAUACAGAUGAUAGAUACAAGAUAGAUACAUAGACAAGAGAUUGACCUGAAAAUGGAAAUGAGAAAAACAGAUGAGAGAACAGAAGGGUGUUCAGCCGCUUCCUCCAUCUAUCAUGUCAAUCUCUCCCCGAUCCGUCUCCAUCUAUUGCCCUCCGAUCUAGAUGGAUCAGUCUUUCCCGAAUCCAUGGCUGUAUCUAUUUACUGACCAUCUCUGUCUGUCUGCCCCUCUCUCUCCAUCUAUCAAUCAAAGCAUCCCAAUGAGGAAAUGGACCGCGAUUAAUAUUUAAUUUCCCCUUGUUUACGGGAAAUUGCGGCGGAGAUGAAUUAGGGACUUAAAGCUCGCUUCCAGGGCUAAUGAUUGAGGAUUUCAAUGGUCCCAUUAGCCAAUUAGGAAUUAGGAGUAUAUAUUGAUCAAGUUGCUUUUUCUGAGGGAAAACCACCCUCCUUGGGCCAUUUUUGAGAGAAAAGAAGCCUUUUCUGAGGGGGAAAUGGCAUCCUUUGGCCUUUUCUGAGGGAAAAGAGUCUUUUUUUUCCCGAAGGAAACCCUGCCUCUUUUGGCCUUCCCAUUUGUCUGUCUUUUGGGUUUCGAUUCGAACCCGCUCCCCAUCCAUUUUCCAUGGCCAAAUUGUCUUCCAAAUUGUCCGUUCAGAGAGAGAGAAAGAAAGAAAGUACAGAAUGUGCCAAACGAAUGAAUGAAUGAAUGGAGGAAUAAAAUAAUGCAAACGAAUGAAGGACAGAAAGUUCCGGGUCAAAGAACAGAUUGUCCCAAACAGAGAGCGGAAAAAAGAAACAACUACAAGAGCAAAACCAGACACUUGGGUCCACUUUCUAUUACCUCCAGUUUCAUUUUAAUAUGAAAUUGGUUCUCUCUAGGCUAUUUUUAGGUCCUCCAGCCCAACUCUAUAGUAUUAUUGCUGAGGAAAUCUUUUGUCUGCAAUAGAGUUCACUACUAUUAUCCAUGAUUUUCAAUCCCAAAUAUGACCUCUCUAGGCAUAUCCGAGGUCCUUUAGCCCAAGUCUAUGGAAUUGUCCAGGAAGUCCUUCAUUUCAGGUUGUAUGUAUGUCUGUAUAUAUAUUUAUUGUUUCUCCUCCGUUCUUUUCAAAGGAUUUCGCGAAUUCGGAAUUCAUAGAAAACCUUGAUUUAUCCCUCUCUUCUUCCAAUUUGACCGAAGCGGCCUAUAUUCAAAUAGGGUGAACUCGACUGGCUGUCUGGUGACCAGCUGACCCCGCCCUCUUCCUGCCAAUCACAGAAGAAGGUGUGGCUGAAGAAGAGAAAGAAAGGAAGGAGGAGGGACCACAAUUGGGAAAUCAGUCCAUUGGACUACACUCAAUCCUAGAAGAAAAAGGGUGUGGCGAUUCUUCAAUCCCGGAGAAGGCAGGCAGGCAGGGGGCGUGGCCUGGCAGAGUGGGGGCGUGGCCUGGAGCGGUCCCCCGCCCCCUUGCAUCCCUUGAGCCGGGCCCUCGGUUGCCCUCCUCUGUGCCGCAUGCGUCCCGCGGGCCGGACCCCGCACCGUGGUCCCCCUGGGCGGGUGGGGGUGGCGAUGGGCGGGCGGCCAUGCUAGGGGCCGACUUUGCGCUGUACGUGGGUCUGGAGCUGGCCCUGGCGGGGCUGGCGGUGGCUGGGAACGUGCUGGUGGUGUGGGCUGUGGUGCGCAACCGGCAGCUGCAGAGCGUCACCCACCUCUUUGUGGCCUCGCUGGCCGUGGCGGAUGUGGCAGUGGGGGUCCUGGCCGUGCCCUUUGCCGUGGCCAUCAGCACCGGCUUCUGCGCUGCCUUCCGCGCCUGCCUCUUCAUCGCCUGUUUCGUCCUGGUCCUCACCCAGAGCUCCAUCUUCUCCCUUCUCGCCAUUGCCCUCGACCGCGCCAUCGCCAUCCGCAUGCCCCUCAGGUACAACGCGCUGGUGACGGGCUCCCGCGCCAAGGCCUUGAUCGCGGUCUGCUGGGCCUUGUCCUUUGCCAUCGGCCUGACGCCCCUGCUGGGCUGGCACCGGCAACCCCUCGGGCCCGGCAACGGGACUGAGGCCCACAACUGCAGCGGCGAGGCCGUGCCCUGCCUCUUUGAAGGCGUGGUCACCAUGGAGUACAUGGUCUACUACAACUUCUUUGCCUGCGUGCUGAUCCCGCUGCUGCUGAUGUUGGGCAUCUACCUGAAGAUCUUCCUGGCGGCCCGGCGGCAGCUGAAGCAGAUGGGGGCCAAGAUGGCACCCGGCGGGGAGCGCUCCUGCUCCACCCUCCAGAAGGAGGUCCACGCCGCCAAGUCGCUGGCCAUCAUCGUGGGCCUCUUUGCCGUCUGCUGGUUGCCGCUCCACGUCCUCAACUGCUACACCUUGUUCUGCCGCGGCUGCACCCGCGCCCCCCAGUGGCUCAUGUAUGUGGCCAUCCUCCUCUCCCACGCCAACUCCGUGGUCAACCCCCUCAUCUACGCCUACCGCAUCCGUGAGUUCCGCGUCACCUUCCGGAAGAUUCUGGGGCACCACGUGCUGUGCGGUAACGCCUGCCGCCGCCGCAAGAACAAGGCUGCCGCCGCCGCCUCCUCCUUUUCUCACAACAGGAAGAAUGGCGAAAGUGGGGUCCAUUUUGCAACCUCGGCGUGGGGCACGGAGGACGGCGAGGCCAACGGGGACCUUGAGCGGCACCACGGGCGUAGCAACGGGGCCCUGCGCAACGGCGAGGCCGCAGUCCAGGAGCUGCUCACGGGCCACGGUUCGGCAGCAGUGUUUCCUGACGGGACAUUAUGAUACAUCCAUGAUUGAGGACGAUAUUAUGUGACAGAUGGCAAUCUUGUGAUGGUGGAGGGUCAAAUCCUCAGAUCAUGGCCUCAGUGUGGGAUGACAUAUAUUCACUCGUUCCCGUCAAGCAGCCAUUUUGAGGGCGAUAUUACGCAACAGAUGGCGGUCUCAUUAGGAUGAUCAGACCGUCAAAAUGGUCAGAACUGGGGCCUUCAAUGGAAGGUCACUUGGAGGAAUUAUUUAGAGUUGCAUGACCCCGUCAGGCAGCCAUUUUGAGGACAAUAUUACAUAACAGACGGCGGUGCCCUUAAGAUAAUAAGAUCAUCAAGAGGGCUGAAACAGUGGCCUUCAAUGGACGGUUACUUUGAGGCAUGAUAUAUCUUUACUCAUGUCUGUCAGGUGGCCAUUUUGAGGGCGCUAUUACACCAAAUACAAUGGUCUCAUUAUGAUGGUCGACCGUCAAAAUGGUUGGAAGCAGGGCCUUCAAGGGAAGGUUAAUUUAAAGGGUGGUCGAUAUUCUGUCGGGCGAUAUUAUGUAACAGACGGCGGUCUUGUUCUUUUCUUUAUUUCAGGUAUUUUCAUCCCGCCUUUCUCUCAAUGGGCCCAAGGCAGCUCACAGCAACAUUAACAUACAAUAGAAUAUAAACCCAUUGAUUAAAAGAGCCCAUAAGUGUUCCAUGGAUAUUACCUUGGAGACAAUGAAAAUUAAAUUGAAUUAAAAAUAGUCUCAAAUUCCCAGAAGGUGUACCAUUCCAUUAAAAGUUAUUUCAAACAGGAAGGGCUUCAAGAUCUUGUCAAGACAGUGGAAGGUCCAUGAGGUAAUGUAUGUGUGUGUCACCAUCAGGCAGCCAUUUUUGGGACAGUAUCACGCCACGGACAACAAUCGUGCCAAGAUGUUUAGACAGUCCAAAAGAGUGGACGAAAUGGGGAUCAAAUGGACGCCAAUCACUGUACUACAAAUCCCGUCCAUUUUGAGAAUGAUGGGAAGUCAACUCACUCGUGUUCAUGGAAUGUGGUUGUUUUGUGUGUGUAUUUUGUACUCAAUAAAGUAGGAACACGUGCAUGUAA